Trypanosoma theileri is the source of this 309-nucleotide messenger RNA. RefSeq names its product Trypanosoma vivax. The annotation marks the transcript as partial. The record is from RefSeq and is a predicted model, not a curated record. The transcript has a single exon. Lineage: Eukaryota; Euglenozoa; Kinetoplastea; Trypanosomatida; Trypanosomatidae.
AUGGCAACUUCUGCAGAGACCAUCUUGAACAGUGCCCAUAAUGUGCGGCCAGGUGAUAUUAUGUGUCUUCGAUGUCCUCCACCAACAAUGACUCGUCAUUUCACUCCUCAUUCUGUUUCUCCUGUUGAUAUUGUUGCUUCUGCUUCUUCUUCCGGUUAUUCUAGUACUGCUGGCAUGCAGUUUGUGAAGGAGACGGAUCUCACCGAGGAGGAGAAGCUGUACGGUAAGUGUCUCUCUUGUGAUAUGCUGCGGGAGUUGUUUGAAGUGGGCCGUGUGGAUAGUGCCACAAACUCGCUGGAGGCCAUCUUU